UUUAACUUGACUCUGACUUAUCAACAAGUGUAUCCUCUCUCUUUUCAGAGAUUACCUCCUUUCUCCAGCCCCUUGGCUCUUUCAUUCACCAUGAAACUAAACGAGAUGCCUCAUGGUGACAUGAAAGAUGUGGGCUCUAUCGAUGCCGAUGAUGCCGGCCAUGCGGAGUUUGCUUCUAAGGGGCCUGUGGCCCCAAAGUACAUGGGUACGGUAGCUGAUCGGCGUGAUAUGAAUGCUAUGGGCCGAGAACAAGUCCUGCGGAGAAAUUUCCGGUUCAUUUCAAUUCUUGGAUUUGGAUGUACCCUAAUUAGCACGUGGGAAGUGGUAUUGACACUGCUUAGUUGUGCGUUGACGGAUGGGGGUACUGCGGGCCUCAUAUGGGGAUUCAUGAUUGUCACUGCAGGAUUUUCCCUCGUUUUUGCCAGUAUCGCUGAACUGGCUUCCAUGUCCCCAACGUCAGGAGGCCAAUAUCAUUGGGUAUCUGAGUUUGCUCCUCGUCGCUACCAGAGAUUCUUGAGCUAUAUUACUGGAUGGCUUUGUGCCAUUGGAUGGCAAUGUGCUAUCGUGUCAAUUGCCUUUCUUGCGGGUACAAUAAUACAAGGGUUGAUUGUUCUUAAUGACCCCAGCUAUAACUUCGAGCGAUGGCACGGCACUUUACUCGUCAUUGCCAUAACUACAUUCUCUAUCCUAUUCAACACGUUCCUAGCUAAGAACCUCCCCAUGGUGGAAGCCUUGAUCUUGAUUAUUCAUGUUGUUGGACUUUUCGCUAUCAUAAUUCCCCUCUGGGUUCUUUCUCCUCGAAACACCCCAAAGGCUGUCUUCACCGAAUUCAACAAUGGAGGUGGAUGGGACAGUGUAGGAACUGCGACACUUGUUGGACUCUCAACCACUAUCACAUCGAUGAUCGGUUACGAUUGCUCCGUCCAUAUGUGCGAAGAAAUUAAGGAUGCCUCCGAAACCCUUCCCAAGGCUAUUAUGGCAUCAGUUGGAGUCAAUGCGGUUCUUGGUUUUAUCAUGAUCAUCACACUUUGUUUCACUCUAGGUGACGUCGACGGUAUCCUCAGCAGCACAACUAGAUUCCCAUUUAUCCAGAUUUUCUAUAACACAACCCAAAGCUAUGCUGCUACAAACACCAUGACGGCUAUCUUGGUCAUCACCUUGACAGCCAGCACUAUCACCGAAGUAGCAACAGCAUCUCGGCAACUGUGGUCUUUUGCUCGAGACAAGGGGCUUCCGUUCUCGUCCUUCUUCGCUUAUGUAACUCCCGGAUGGAAUAUCCCCCUUAACGCCGUCAUGGUUUCCCUCGUCGCGACGAUUCUUCUCUCUCUCAUCAACAUCAUCUCCUACGUGGCCCUUUCAGCAAUAGUAUCGUUGACAAUCACAUCCCUAAUAUCGGCUUACAUCGUUUCCAUCGGAUGCAUUCUCCUAAAACGUCUUCGAGGCGAGCCCCUCCCAUAUCGGCGCUGGUCACUCGGCCGUUUCGGAAUGGCUAUUAACAUUGCCGCUAUGGCGUUUCUGUUGCCUAUCUUCGUGUUUGCGUUUUUCCCGGUGACCUCCAGUGUGGACGGGCAGACUAUGAACUGGAGCGUUGUUAUGUACGUGGGGUUGAUUGCGUUUGCGUCGAUUUACUAUGUGCUUCGAGGACGAUAUCAAUUUAUUGCGCCUGUGGCAUUGGUAAAGAGGGAUGGGGUUUAUGUGGCCAGUGGUGCGAGGUUCUAAGUUGUGAGGGAAUGGAGUGGUGGUAAAUGAAUGAUUUGAUUUGGUUUGGUUCGGGUUGGCUUUAUUUGUCUUGUUGUACAUUAGUCUCACGGGGGAACGAAGGGAGUUCAAG
Aspergillus ochraceoroseus IBT 24754 is the source of this 1831-nucleotide messenger RNA. Its product is annotated as putative GABA permease. The transcript is spliced from 8 exons. Gene Ontology annotation, biological process: transmembrane transport. NCBI's taxonomy places the organism in Eukaryota, Fungi, Ascomycota, Eurotiomycetes, Eurotiales, Aspergillaceae. Gene Ontology annotation, cellular component: membrane. Gene Ontology annotation, molecular function: transmembrane transporter activity. The record is from RefSeq and is a predicted model, not a curated record. Bases 91 to 1719 code for a protein of 542 amino acids.